GGUGGACGUCUGCUCAGAGCCCACAGUGAAGACAAAAUCUCCCAUGAUGCCACAUUUCUGUAGCGCGUCGUCAGUCAGAAAAGCCUUUUGUUUUCUCUGUUCUGACUGGCAGGUUUGUGGCAGAAAUCGUCCGUUUGCUGUACGCUGAGCUGAAACGAUCAGGUUUCAACUGGUUUCUGUCUUUCAGUCUCUUAGUCGCCAGCAUUCGGCUCACUGGUGUCGCGUUUGUUGUUACUGUUUGACAAAAGCAAACGAUUAUCAAAAUAGUUUCUGAUUCACCGUGGAUCGAUUAGUCGACUGAUCGUCGUAGCUUUCCUCGCGUUCGUGCAGGUUCGGUUAUUUAAAGGAGCUGCGACACAAGCAGCCUCAGACAGGAAGCCAGUUUGUUGGUGGCUAAAAGAGAACUUCGGUUAAACAUUGAACUGAGUUUCGAAAGCUUUUCGAUGGUUGACCACCACAGUGGAUUGUCUUCCUGGCGCGACAGGGAAACAUUUAACUUAUAUAUGUUUUAGAUUUUGGGGUGAACUGUCCCUUUAAGACACCUCUGCUCUGUGAUGCAAAGCGUCAGCAGACACGAGCAAACAGCCCGUGAGCUCCUGCUGCUGCGCACGCUGAAAGCUUCCUGUGUGUGGACGCACCUUCGUGCUGCUUGUAAAACCAUCACCGCUCGAGUCAGGUGGAUCCUGGCGCGCAGGGGGCCGCUGAUUGGCUGUCACCAGGUUCUGGAGCUCAGGAAGGCGGAACAGGAUGAACCUGUUUGUGCCGCGGGACGUGGACGCGUCCCGAGGCUCGGAGGGAGCGCAGGCGGAGGACAGACAUGCUCACAGUCAGAUUAGGAACAACUAAAAUGGCAAGACGACAAAACUUCAGAAGAUGGGUUUGGCUGCUGGUGCCGCUGGUUGUCUUAAUUGUAUUGGUCCUACAGAAAUACAGCCACUCCUUCACAGCUGAUUGGCAUCCUGCUUCAUCUGAAGACUUUGACUCGGAGUUCAAGCAGACCCCCAAGUUGCUGUCUAAACUCUUAGCUGGACCGUGUGUUAUGAACCGAGACUGUCCAGACGAUCAGUUCAGCUUCUUCAUCCGGAGUGGAGCCGCUAACGUGGUGGCUCCAAAGAUCUGCCUCCAGAACAAGCUGGUUCUUGGGACAGCACUGAACAACGCUGGAGUUGGGAUCAAUAUCGUCAUAGUGAAUGGUAAAUCAGGGGAAGUCAUGAAGACCGAUCACUUUGACAUGUACAGCGGUGAUGUGACCCCUCUCAUUGACUUUCUGAAGAGCAUUCAGGAAGGUUCCAUUGUGCUGAUGGCUUCCUAUGACGAACCCUCUUCAAAGUUGAACGAAGAGGCGAGAAAGCUGAUUGCCGACCUGGGCAGCACCGUGGUCCAUUCACUGAGCUUCAGAGACAACUGGGUGUUUGUUGGUGGGAAAGGAGCAACAGUGAAGAGCAACUUUGAGAAGUACCUGAAGAACGACAACGCAAAGAAUAAAUACGAGAACUGGCCGGAGCUCAUCGAACUACAAGGGUGCCUCCCCAAAUACCUGUACUGAAGGAACCCUUCAGAACCAGCUGCAGGAACGCAGAGCAGGAGAAACACAGCGUGUCUGUAGGAUGGGAACGGCUCAGGCUUCUCAUAUAAGAAGGCAAGGCCCAGUAUGUGAACCCAUCUGUGUUCAGACCCUGCUGGGCUGGAUGAGCCGGUUAAUGCAGAUGAACGUUCCUCAAGCUCAACACUCAUUCACUUUACAUUUCUGCUAUUGUGGCAGAAAGUACAAAAAGACCUGAGAACCUUUUUAGAAUACUUUGAUUUUUCUUGAUUUUAAACUUAUUUUUCGGUCUGGCGGUCGGGUUGCACCAGUCAGGACUGCAGAUGUGAAAGAAGACUCCAUUCAGCUGCACACAGAGAAACAGAAUAAUUUGGCAGCCAGAUUCUUUGAAGGAAAGUGUCGUAGACACCAAAACUAAAGGUGCAUUCCGCUGUUCUUGCUCUUGUCUACUUGUUAAGUCCAGUAAGUGGAUGUGGUCCAGGGUCCAGGGGCUUCAGGACAAAAGCUCAGUUUUCAGCAGCUGUUCAAGUUUUAUUAGUCACAUGGAGAUUAAAGCAUUGAAAUGUGAUGCAGGAGAAAACAGGCCUGACAGUAAAAACUGCCCUUAAAGGGACAGUUCACCCAAAAGUAAAAACUCUGCAAAAAAAAAUUUAAAUAAAUAAAAUCUGAUUUUAGUUUUUCAUUUCAAAUGUUUGAUAUGUUUUUAUCAUCAGAACAUGUAGAAAUAAACAACAGUCUAAUCAAAGUAACUAUAAUAUAGCAAAUAUAAAUGGUGAUAAAAUAACUUCCCUUCACUUCCAUUUCACUGAAACCUUUCACGUUUAGCAGUCUGAUAAACAGGGACGUUCACACCUGACACACAACACGUAACAAAAUACACGGUGAUCAUUCAUUGCAAUAAUAUACAUCAAUACACACUAAUGUGAAAUAGAAUAGAAAACAUUACAUUCAUACCUUGAAAUUUUCUUUAUUGCUUUAUUCUUCCAUCAGAGCAAAUGCUGCACUUUUUACUCCACUACAUUUGACAACUUUUGUUACUUUGUAGGUUGAGAUCAAUAAAAGGAAAAAAAAUAUAUGAUCAACAAAUAAAUUCUGAUGUUUGUGGUGAUAUCAAUCAAAAUAUUUGAUUCUCAGAGGAAAUUCAUGAGCUUCUCAGCAGAAUAUAAAGCCGAUGAAGUGAUGAACAUUAAUACAUCAGUGAUUACAAAUGAUUUAGAUUAUUCUGCAUUGGGCCACUCAGCAAAAUGAGCACUUUUACUUUUUAGUGCUUUAAGUAUAUUUUGAGUGCAACAGAGUAUUUCUGCCCUGUGGUACUGCUACUUUUACUUCGGCACAAGAAGUACUUCUGCCUCGGAAAGUGCUGAGGUUGUAAAAAGCAGAAUGUGUCGUUUCAUGAUCAGAUCAAAACAGUAAGAAUGUGUUUAACUUUAAACCAGUUAAUCGUCUGUUGUGUCAUUAAGUGCCUGACUGAACAAACUGGGUUUCAUGUCCAUCACAUCCUGCAGCGAUGUUUUCGUUGUUCCUGACGUAACUAAAUGCAACACAGGCGUGAUAUUUACUGACUCUGUGGGUUCACAGUCACCAGCUGAAUGCACCAGCCUGCAGUGGAUUCUGGGAUACGGUGUGUGUGGUGGUUUGAUUUGUCGUACGGGUGCAGCCUUUUCACUGUUGCGUUGAGAAGGAACAUGACGUCAUGUUUAAAAGUGAAGUUUUUGUGCAGCUGUUGAGAGAAAAGCGUCUGGAUUCAUGUUAACUAUCCAUCAUGUUUCUCAUUUCUCAUCAUGUGUCAUACUUGGCUGACUUUGCUGCUGCUGAUACCACCACUAUGUUACUUCAGACCGUACUUAACUGUUUAUGUUUAAGCACAGCGCUGGUCGUGGGUACUGCAUAUGUAUGUAUACUGCUUUUCUAUAUACGUGCUUUAUAUACUUCUAAUUAUUGUUUAUUCUUUUGUUUGUUUUCUGUCUGAUUCUUGUCUUUGUGCUGUUGUAACACCUGAAUUUAUCCUCUGGGGACCGAUAAAGGUUUAUUUUAUUUUA
Messenger RNA from Scatophagus argus, 3582 nucleotides. RefSeq names its product protein FAM3C-like. Lineage: Eukaryota; Metazoa; Chordata; Actinopteri; Scatophagidae. The transcript has 10 exons. The record is from RefSeq and is a predicted model, not a curated record. Bases 818 to 1546 code for a protein of 242 amino acids.